AUGCCACUCGAUGUUGUUUCUGACGACGACGACAUCGAUCUGUUUAAAGAGGACCCACCUGAGGCUGACCAUGAGGGCGGGGCCCCUAUUGUUGCUGACGUCAUUCUUCCCAUCGCUGAGGCCCCUGCAGAGGAGCUUCCAGUUGAUUCACCUGUCCCAGAUUCCUUCGAGUCUAUGGCAUCUGCGUCCGUACACACUCAGGGAGUGCAGCAUCACUCUGUAGACGCCGACCCAGACAUGGCGUUAUCCGCUGCACCUGCUCCCGCACACGACUUUGAGUUUGAUCACGAGCCUGUCGUGGCCCCUGAGCCAGUCGUUGUUUCUGAUCCCGCAUUAGAGCAUGACCCUGUUCAUGAUGAUGCACCAGCCAUUGCACCCUUUGUUGAUGAUAUACCCGUAGCUGGUCAUCCUGUUGUUGCUCCACCGUUAGUGGAUGAUCAUGUUGUUGACGCUCCACUCUUGAUAGAGGAUCAUGUUGUUGCACCAUUUCCUGAUCCUGUGCCGGUGCUGUUCGACCGCGCACCUUUUGCUACCCAUAUAGAUCCACAUUACGCCGACACCCGUAACGGGUGGAUUGAUGACGAUGACGAUUACCCACCUUUUUUGCGACCUGUUACACCACCAGUAGCCCCCGUUUCAGCACCCAUUUCUGCACCCACUGAUACCCCGUUGUUUCCCCCACACACCACAGAUGCUCAUCGCACAUAUCUUCCUGUUACGUUCCUCCAGGACAUACCGCCACUGUGUCCUGGAGAGGGGUCAUCUAGACAGCCGCCUGUUCCUGUUCCACCCAUGCUGUCAUCACCUUUUCCAUUCACAUCACAGUUUCCCCAUGUUGCACCAUCUACUGCACCAUCCUUCACUCCGUCGAGCGAGCCAUUUCUAUGGACUACGCCCCCUAUCAUGCCACUGUCUGAUCUGUAUCACCCAUACCAUGUUAGGUAUUCUAUGGAGGACAUACUCACAUCGUUGAUGAUACAGCAGGAGGCACUGACCCGUCGUAUACAAGAGCUAGAGAGAGCUCAGCGACCACCUUGCCAUUGUCAGACCCCAUUUUCAGCACCGCACACACCACGUCCACUUUCACCCGACUCAGACUUUCGCUUCAUGACUUCUGAGCAGCAGAUAGCAUAUUUGCUGCGUGUCUGUCGUGCUUUAGAGCAGGACUGUUGA
This is a messenger RNA of Helianthus annuus (common sunflower), 1173 nucleotides long. Its product is annotated as proline-rich receptor-like protein kinase PERK9. The coding region runs from base 1 to 1173 and encodes 390 amino acids. Lineage: Eukaryota; Viridiplantae; Streptophyta; Magnoliopsida; Asterales; Asteraceae. The transcript is spliced from 3 exons. The record is from RefSeq and is a predicted model, not a curated record.